GUGUGUGAGGAAGACGUAGACAUGCUUUGGCGCAUGUCCAAUUGUUCAAACCUUCGUCUUUACACGCAAUUCUCACACGCCAUCUUCUUUUCGGUUUAUAUUACUACCCUUUCACCCCCAUUUCCUCUCUUUAACUUUCAUCUUUUCCAAUCCAUUUUUUCUUAUCUGGGUUGAGAAUUAUUAGAUGGGUUUUUGCAGAAUUGGGAUUAAUUCAAGAAUGGAAGUUAUUGAUUUAGGAUUUUCCAGCAUAAAUUCGCGCACUUUUCCAGUUAAACCUGCAAUCCCAAGUCCAAUUUUGAGAUCAUUUGAUCCAUUAUUGCGUAGAAAAAAUGUUAGAAUGAAAUGCAAAGCUUCAACUUCAAGAAGAAGUGUUUCUGAAGUGAAUGAUAAAAUGGGUGGAUUGUCUACUGUGGAGGAUGAAUUGGGUUUGGUUGAUAAGUUUGAAAUGUCGGAUUUCGAAGUUUCAGGUUGUGUUAGCAUUGGUCUUGGUGGGCGGGGUGAUGAGUUAGUUUUUGAAGCUGUUGUGAAGAAUUCUAGCAGCCCAUUGUAUAAUACAAGAGUUGUGCUACGGGAGCUUACGAGUGUGCAAGCUCAAAGGAGAGGGAAGCGAGCUAUAGAGGUGUUCAAAAAGUUGGCUUGUAGAAGACUUCUGUAUCAUUCUUAUUCGAUGCAAGUUUAUGGUUAUGUUUCUUCACCAACAAGUGAAGAUUGUGCGUCGUUUACACUGGUCCAUGGUUAUCAUGGGGGUUUCUCGCUUAGGCAUUGGCUUCAGCAAUCAGACUGGUUGCCAACCUUAGAAGCUACUCUAGCUCUUGAUGAAGAGUCUGUCCGAAAGGUGGGGGAUGACAGCAUUGGAGGCCCAGCUGUUUCCCGACAAUUACGUCUGAUUCGAAUACUUAUGAGGGAUCUCCUGAUAGGAGUAAACUACUUGCAUAGUCAUGGACUCGCCCACACGGAAUUGCGAGUGGAGAAUGUGCACGUAAGCCCUGUGGACAGGCAUAUUAAAGUAGGUAUUCUGGGCAAUGCCGUCGACUUUGUUGAGCACACUUCAAAUAAUAACUUAUCAGAUAGUAAGAGGCGACAAAUGAUGAUUGCAUUUGAUAUGAGAUGUGUUGGAUUUAUCAUGGCAAAAAUGGUGCUGCGAGAGCUCAUGGAUCCAUUAAUCUUUGCUGAGUUCAAAUCAUUUCUAACAAAGGGAAACGAUCCCUCAUGCUUGCGUGAAUUCAUGUUGCCAAUUUUGUGUAAGAACACCCUUUCCGGAAAUAUUGGACUCCAGAUACUGGAUCGAAACUGGGGUGCGGGUUGGAACCUCUUGGCAUUGUUGCUUGCCCCAAAACCUUUGGAUAGAAUAAGCUGUUUAGAUGCUCUGAGGCAUCCAUUUUUAUGUGGACCAAAAUGGAGGGUGCAGCCAUCAAUGAACAUAAUCAGAUGGGGUCUUGGUUCUACUGCUGUUCGAAUUACUGAGGAAUAUAUCUAUGGGCAGCCUCAGCGUAGCAGACUCUCUCACUUUGUUGAACUGAUGGAGAUGCUGAAUCCUCAUCCUAAGCCUAAGAACUGGUUGGAGUUGUUGCCGGGAAAAUGGCGUCUGCUUUACUGCACAGGUCGACACAUAGGAUUAACUCUUCGGCAACCAGCUCACAGGGUUCUUAUUGGUGAUGUGCACUUAAUAGUUGAUAAAAUAUCAAAUCCAAAGACAACAUUUAUGUUCACUUCAGAUAUUUCUUACAAUGUGAUUGUUGGUCAAAAUUGGCCUCAUGACAAAUCUGGUACACCUGGAAAUCUAAAAGUAAUGUCUCCAUUCAGACUAAGGGCUGGCAGACGGCUAUAUAUCAAGGAUGAGAGCCCAGAUAUGUCAUUUCCUACAUCUUCCAGCUCAACCUCAGUACUCAAGAUAUUAUCAGGGAGAAAAUGGAGAAAAGCAUUCCCUAACAAGGAGAUUCCUUCAAGUCUUCCGGUUGCUAAAUUUGCAUCUAAUCACGUUGAAAUGACGAUGAAUCUUGGUGAACCAUUGAGUAGUAAUGUUGACAAUGUUAAAAAAGUGCUUCAAGAAGUUCGAUUGCAAGUGCCACCGGAAAUGUUUGAUUUGUCAAAAGUUGUAUGUGGUACAUAUGUAGAUUCUAGGCUGCUUGUCCUCCGUAGUGUAAAUGGUUCAGCACUUCUCUUUACAAGGUCCUGUAGAGGUUCAUAGAUAUUGUAUGUCAGCCCCUGAAUACGCCUGUCGCUUUUUGUACAAAUCUAAUGUAUAGUGAAACGGUCAGCGUUGUAGAUAAUGAACGAUUGGUUAUGUGUAUAUAAUAGAUCUCUCAUUUCUGACUAAAA
Molecule: messenger RNA, 2319 nt
Organism: Beta vulgaris subsp. vulgaris (sugar beet)
Lineage: Eukaryota; Viridiplantae; Streptophyta; Magnoliopsida; Caryophyllales; Amaranthaceae
Product: probable plastid-lipid-associated protein 14, chloroplastic
Exons: 14
Coding region: 185-2188 (667 amino acids)
Biological process (GO): protein phosphorylation
Molecular function (GO): protein kinase activity; ATP binding
Source: RefSeq, a predicted model, not a curated record